Molecule: messenger RNA, 864 nt
Organism: Pestalotiopsis fici W106-1
Lineage: Eukaryota; Fungi; Ascomycota; Sordariomycetes; Amphisphaeriales; Sporocadaceae
Exons: 2
Coding region: 1-864 (287 amino acids)
Biological process (GO): L-proline biosynthetic process
Molecular function (GO): pyrroline-5-carboxylate reductase activity
Source: RefSeq, a predicted model, not a curated record
AUGCAUCAUAAACUCACCAUUAUCGGUUGCGGCGUUUUUGGUCGUUCCAUUGUCGAUGGGCUUUUAUCAUCUGAGAGUUCUCCUGAAUACCGUUUGGCUUUGACACACCGCCGUUUCGAGGCUCUCAAGGCCCUUCAGAUCGAUUACCCUGACGCUGUGGUUUCAAGGGACAAUGGAGACCCCUUGAUCUGGGAUCAUACUGACGGUGCAGCCAUAAGGCAUGUUGUACUCAUCGCAACACAGCCACGUUUCACGUCAAACGUCUGUAAAGAUAUCUGCAAUGCUGUGAAGUCUGCGAGAAGCGCCCAGGAGCUUGUCGUCGUCACCGUAUGUCCUGGCAUCACUCUAGCCCAGCUCAAAAGUUGGUUGCCCUGCGAAACCACAAUUAUACGGGCCAUGCCAAAUACCCCCAUUUCCAUCAGUCAAGGCGCAACCGCCCUAUUUGCCAGCGAGUCCGCCCCCUGCGAAGUGGUGUCAGAAGUUCGCGCGAUUUUCAGGCGAAUUUCCCCUGUCGUUGCUAUGCUUCCACGGGAGGAGCUCAUGGACGUUGCAGCUGCCGUAUCUGGAUCUGGUCCGGCGUAUGUGUACUACUUACUGCAAGCACUGGUGGCUACUGGUUCAUCCCUAGGUCUUCCAAGUGAGCUUGCCCAUCAGUUGGUAGUCCAGUCAUGCAUGGGGGCGGUCAUGCUCGUCAAGGAGGCUGCCGAAACACCCUUAUCAGACCUACUGGCUCACGUAUGUGUCGCCGGCGGCAGUACUGAAAAGGCAAUGAGUACAUUGAACCGUUGUGAUCUCCGCACAAUCCUGCAGACGGCAGUGGAGGAGAGCUGGCAUGCAAACCAGGCAAUGGGAAAAGAUGUCUAG